Molecule: messenger RNA, 4524 nt
Organism: Phaeoacremonium minimum UCRPA7
Lineage: Eukaryota; Fungi; Ascomycota; Sordariomycetes; Togniniales; Togniniaceae
Product: putative rho guanyl nucleotide exchange factor protein
Exons: 2
Coding region: 1-4524 (1507 amino acids)
Molecular function (GO): guanyl-nucleotide exchange factor activity
Source: RefSeq, a predicted model, not a curated record
AUGGUUCGAGUCACCGAGGAGCUGGCCUUGUCGCCAGAGCACGUCACUCUCUAUCAUGCCAGCGAUCCAUUGCUGGGCCACCUGCCUGUCCUUGUCUUCCACGGCCCCUCGACGACGGCAAACUACACGCUGAACAGCUCGCGCGUCCAGAUCCACAUCUACAGCCCAGCCGGUUUCCAGUCCUACCCGCGAGUCACCAUAUCGCCCAACUCGCCUUUCUAUGGCGUCGUCACCCACCUGCCUCGGGAGUUCCAAGGCGACGAGAUAUGUAGGGGUCUCGCGUUUGGACUGUUCAAGUACUUCAAGGAGCUCCCGGAGGUGGUGAAGAAUCAUCUGAAGAAUCAGUAUCCCACCACUCGCGGCCGACGACCGGGCUCGGCUCCCGCUCUGUUUGGAGAGCAGCACGCAGCGGACUUGGCCAAGUCGAUGGUCAAGUCGGAGAAUACAGCAGAAGUCAUUCGAGUGCUUCAAAAUGCACUGCAGACGCAACACAUCAACAAUGUCGACAUUGAUUUUGUCCUACCGCCCGGCUCUAUUGUGCCCCUCCAGCCUGAGGAACUUGAGGAAGUACCCGAAGACGAAGAUGAUAUUCUGGAUCCAACAUUGAGACAGUAUGGCGGAUACAACCCGUUGGUCAAGCUCUGGGGCGAGCCCGUGUUCUUGCCCACCUCGAGAUUACGACGAGCGCCAUCCAAGCCAAGCUCCCUGAAUAGAAGCAAGUCUUUCACCAAGGACCAGAAGCUUGAGUUGCGGAUGAAACUCGGCGAGCUGGUGGAUACCGAGGAACGAUACGUUCUAAAGCUGAACGAGCUGGUCAAGCACAUCGCCGAUGACUUUCGCCAAAAUGCGCGGAAUCGUCCAAAGGAGAGCCUCAGUCCGUCAGACGAAGAUAUAGAGAAGUUGUUUCCACAAUCUGCAGACCGGAUUCUACAAUUGAACUCGGCGUUCAUGGAAGAGCUUCGAAAAGCCAUGGAUGACACUGAAGAAGAUGCUGUGAAGGAUAUAGAAGGCCACAUUCUGCCUGUCGGAUCUAGACUGGGCGUUUCAGCGAAAGCAAAGGACCCUAGUGGCGCCCUUGCUAUUGCUAGAAUCUUUCUAGAAUGGUUCCCCAAGUUCACCGACAGCUAUCAGGACUACAUCCGUGCGAGUCAGCAUUUCCCGCAGUUAUUGAACAACUUCCUCAACAAGGAGUCUAGCUUCAGAACAAGGGUGGCCAACACGGGAGAGCAGAUGAUCCGAUCCAUUCUCAUCGAGCCGGUUCAGAGACUGCCUCGAUACAGUCUGCUGAUCGAUCAAAUCGUCGGCUGUCUUCCUAUCACACAUCCUGCUCUGCAGCCUAUGCUCCGAGCACGGGAUAUCAUUGCGAAUAUCUGUUCGAUGGACGAGCCUCUGCAAGACAAACCCCAUAUCACCAAUCGUCUGCGCAACAUGGUCGAGUGCUGGCCGCCCGACCUGGAACCCCAGGGCAGAUUGAUUUUGGCGGCAGAUUUUGUAGAGAUACCAGCGCCUUAUAUCGACGAGCCUCAAAAUGCCAAGGAGAGCGAGAGAGCGGGAAUAUUCCUCUUGUUCUCGGACUCUGUAGUCAUCUUGAAGAAGUUGACAACCCCUGGCCUUACAGGGCGAGAGUUCCUACGUGAAGUUGAGAAGCCCUCACCGGCCGGUCUUCUCGCAUCAAUGACCAAUGCGGCAGGAGGACCUGGUACAUACGAAUUUGCAUUCACCGGAUGGCACAAUUUAGCAGAUGUCCGCUUCACUGAGUCUGCUGAUGGACGUCUGAUCUGGAUGACAUCUACGCAAGAAAUGAAAGGCGCACAUGUUGGAGGUUAUGUAACUGGCAAGGCUGUUACUGCGCGUUGUUUCCUUUUGCAAGAGACCCUGGAGGGGAAGGCAGCAAAGUGGAGCGAAGACGUCGUGAAGGCCCGAAUCGAGGGCCGUUUCUCUGAAGCCGAGCGUGAAACUCCCGCAUGGACUCUGAGGUCGGUGAGGAUGCCAGAUAGCAAUCUGGGAAUGCACGCGGCCGUAUUUCAGGAAGCCGCCGAACAACUUGUCGAGGGUCGAAAAGAGCCUGCCCCUAUCAGGGUGGUGAUCGACAAUGACAAGGGAACCAAAAGCGCACCGGUGGGACACUUUGGAGUUGAGGUUGUUGUCGAGGUGCAGAGUCGUGAUUUGAAACGAGUGCGGAUGAAUUGUCUAGGUCUGAAUGGGAAGGGGUAUACCGAUGAUAUCGCUCUCGAAGACUUCUUGCCCACACUCUCACGGCGCAUCAUACAGCUCUUAAGCACGCAGUUCAAUGUCUCAAACCUCCGGCUGGCACCGGCUAUGGUGUCCUAUUACACCAAAAUAAUACGGGGUCUCAAAUUCUCGACGAAGAUCGAACGGCCCAAGUCAUUCCUUGCAACCUCGCCCGUUAAGCUGCUGUCAAGCUUCCUCGGUGGCGGAACCGUCUCUGAGACGACAACCAAUACAAGCAAGCACCAACGCCCUGCCGUUGCGAACGUCUUCCCACCGCCUGCGUUGAAUAGAUCAACAAGCCAGAAAGAGACGGAGUCUUUUACUGAUUCAAUCCGGAGUAGAGACGGUGGGCGCCAAGCAACAGACGAUGACCGACCGGAAAAUCCCCUGGUCCGUCUCGAGCAGACAUUCACAGGCUAUAUUGCGUGUCUGCAAUCUCGGAAGGGUCAGUUUGUCGGCCGCACUCUGCUCAACAGAGGGGCUGCUGACGAAUUGUCCGUCAACGACCUGUACAAUAGACUCAUCGAGAGUCCAUACGACUGGGAGGUAUCUUCAGAUCUGACAACCGAGGUCAUUUUCGUCGCGUUUGAGAAGUUCGUACGUAUUGCGUGGCGAGAUCAGAUGGGGCCCAUCAUGACCAUACAGGCGCUUGACUUGUUGCAGGAGCGCGCUGGUCGGAGAGCUGUAGGCGAUUUCGGCGAUUUCGUGAACUACCUCUUCUCGGACAUGGCUCCUCAAAACCGCAGAGCCUUCACAGCGCUUAUCAAGUUACUUGCCAACUUGUUGGACGGUUGUGGGAACGAUGGUGAUCGAGGUGCCCUCACACUUGCGUUCGCCGAGUUGCUUGUCGAAGAUGGCAGUGCCCACAAUUACAUAAAUCUUCUCGAUCGCCUCGUUGAAGACUGCGAUCGCAUCUUCGAUGAGGUCGGUUUCGGUGCCGGUAUCCACCUUCGGGGAUCUGCAUACGAGUCGAUGAACUCGACAACACGUAGCUACAAGUCUGGUUCAGGAUCCAUCACAUCCAACACCUCUUCACUCCGAAGAAAGUUUGAUACCCUUUUGCGACAGAAUAGCAAAGCUGAGACUGAGCGUCCUUCGAUGUGGCGUAGUCUAAGCAGGCACGGCAGGAAUCCUGCUACUGGUGAGAGCUCAAGCCUAUCAAAGGCAUCUGUCAACAGGGCGAGAUCAAUCGAUAUGGGUCAUCCGGCUGGACCAAACAAGUUGAGACGCCCGCAAUCUCGCGAUAGGCCGCCUAUUGCGGGUGCUUUCGACGAAACAAUCCAGCGCCCGGCUAGCUCCCACAGACUGGAAACGAUCGGCGAGCCAGAGGUUGAGGUCACAGAGCCCAAGUCUCUCAAGAAGAAGCGCCGAAGCUCGCUCUCCGAUCUCAAGAGUCUUAUGGAGGCUGCCACGCUUGAAGAUACGCCGUUGCAGCCCCUGCGCAUUACGAAACAGACUUCUGAGAAAUUCAACUCGAGCCUUCCGUCACCCUCGAAGAUCCCAAUCAGCCCUCAAUUCCAAAGCUUGCGAUCGCCGCGCCAGAAGGAGAACGCGCCCGGUGACGGCUUCCCCAAGCUCGCAUCUCCGCCGGAAGUCCUAAAGACUACCAGCCCUGACAAGUCCGAAAGGCGCCCUCAUGCUAAGACCCUAUCCACCUCUAAUAUCCCGACUCUGAAACUCACGCGCAUGGCCAACAAUUCGACCGUAGCGGAGUCACCCACGCGGCCUACCUCGAGCCCCAGCAAGUCGUCUAACCAGAAACUACGACUACAGUCUCCGCAGAAGCUGCGAGAGCGUCUACAAGCGGAGAAGAAGGCAGUCGACGAAGUUGAUGCCAGCCUCAAGUCCGAGCUCUCACGCAUCGGCGAGGACAUGGCCCGUGUGAACGGCGCGAUGCCGCGAUCGGUAACGCAGGACAUCCACAAGCUCUCGGCGUCGCUCAAGGCCCUCGAGGAGCGCGUGCCGCAGGUGAUAGAAGAACUGAGCGAGCGGCACAGCGCGAUCCAGCGAGACCUAGAGAGCACGCUCAAGGCGAGCGAGUCCAAGGUCAAGGCGAUCGACCAGCUGUUCAAGGAGUCGACGGCCGAGAACGAGCUGCUGUACGAGAAGUUCAACUCGGAGCUGGGCAAGAUCGUCAAGGCGCUCAAGGGCAAGGGCCGCGAGGACAAGGAGGAGCUGAUCACCAAGCUGAAGGAGCAGAGCGAGGAGACGGCGCGGGUGAAGAAGGAGAACGCCCGGCUCAGGAGAGAAAUGGUCAGCCUGCGGACGCUACUGAAGGGUGGCGACAACUAA